Messenger RNA from Gadus chalcogrammus (walleye pollock), 2334 nucleotides. It is a transcript of the gene snai2, whose product is annotated as snail family zinc finger 2. The record is from RefSeq and is a predicted model, not a curated record. NCBI's taxonomy places the organism in Eukaryota, Metazoa, Chordata, Actinopteri, Gadiformes, Gadidae. Bases 222 to 1004 code for a protein of 260 amino acids. The transcript has 3 exons. Gene Ontology annotation, molecular function: RNA polymerase II cis-regulatory region sequence-specific DNA binding; DNA-binding transcription factor activity, RNA polymerase II-specific. Gene Ontology annotation, biological process: regulation of DNA-templated transcription.
GGGAUGUAAACGGGCGCGCAUGGCCCCUCCCAUUCACCUGAUAGGGGAGUAUUUACAGCUCUCAGCCACUUCACUGUUUGCAGGAGCGCUACUCCUCACUAGGCUAUGACACUCAGCUGGACCAUGCAAUAGGACCUUUUUACAUUGAUCCUUCGCAACUGAGUACAACUAAUCGUUGUACUCUCCGAAAAAGUUUAAAACUUUUAUAAAGUUUUUUCAAGAUGCCACGCUCCUUUUUGGUCAAGAAGCAUACAAACUUCGCCAAGAAACCUAAUUAUAGUGAACUGGAAAGCCCGACAGUAUUUAUUUCACCGUACAUCUACAGGGCGAUCCCCUUGCCUCUCAUCCCCCAAGCGGAGAUCCUCAGCCCGGGAGCGUACAGCCCGAUCACCGUAUGGACUACCAACAACCUGCCCCUCUCGCCGCUUCCCAGUGACCUCUCCCCGAUCUCUGGAUACCCUUCGUCGCUUUCUGACACCUCUUCGAAAGACCACAGCGGCUCGGAAAGCCCACGGAGCGACGAGGACGACUCGAUUCUCACCAAGUUAACGGAUCCCCAUGGGGUGGAGACGGAGAAGUUCCAGUGCGGCUUGUGCAGCAAGUCGUACUCGACCUACUCUGGACUGCUCAAGCAUAAACAGCUGCACUGCGACGCUCAGUCGAGGAAAUCCUUCAGCUGCAAAUAUUGCGAAAAGGAGUACGUUAGCCUUGGAGCUCUUAAAAUGCACAUCAGGACUCACACGUUGCCGUGCGUGUGUAAAAUAUGUGGCAAAGCUUUCUCAAGACCGUGGUUGCUGCAAGGACACAUCAGAACACACACGGGUGAGAAGCCGUUCUCCUGCCCGCAUUGCAACAGGGCCUUCGCCGACCGCUCCAAUCUCAGGGCUCACCUACAGACCCACUCAGAUGUGAAGAAGUACCAGUGCAAGAACUGUUCCAAGACUUUCUCCAGAAUGUCCCUUCUGCAUAAGCACGAGGAAUCCGGCUGUUGUGUAGCGCACUGAACCAGGAAUACAGCCGUUCCGGACCCUUCCUCGUCUCCUCCUCCCUUCUCCUCCUACGUUCAACCCACCCGGAAAAAACCCACCUUUUGGAUUUGGAUAGCUGUCAGGGAAUCACUUCGCCACACAGACUCCUCCUCCUCGUUAUUUUUUUGCUUCCUCGCCGGGCCAUGUUUGAUGUGGGAGCUGGGGAUGGGUGCGGUGUCAUGUGUUUGGGGGUUCAAACGGUGUUUCUGGACGGCUCGUAAUCAGGGUUGAACUCUUCUCCGUGCCUCCGUGUCUGUCCACCCACCCCGUCAUCCCUGCACUUUUUGCAUGUUGGGUUUCCGAAUGUGCCAAAAGGCUUUACAGCCACGGUUUUGCUUUGUAUCUCCCUAUACUCAUGCCUUUCAGAGGCUCAGACGUUGUUGUUAUUAUGGGAUGGGAUGCAUUGUUUUUGUAGACCCCCCCCCCCCCCCCUCCCCGUGCAGCCUAAAGAUGGCUAUAACAAAAUAUACAGCGUGGAAUAUUGAAGCCAUACGCAAGGGAACAAGUGCAAAGUCUUUAUUUUGUAAGGGUAAAAGAGUUAUAUCUUUUGCACAAUUGUGAAUCAGAUACUUUUUUCCAGCACUCAGAAUAGCAAUACAUAUGUUUCUCAAAGUGCCUCCAUUUUUUUCUACUUGGCAAUCAUGUAUGUUUCAACAAGUUUGCUUUUUAUAUUUUUAUAUAUUGAAUGUAAGCAUGACUGAGAUGAUUGUAUAUUCACAGUGGGGAACUGUGACGCCAGAAUGAAUGAUUUUGAUAUCUUUUCAUGAUGCUUUGUGAAUAAUAAAGUUUCAUGCCAUUUUGUACAUCUUUGAUUUGAUUUCCCCCCACUUGUCACGCUUUCGUACGGCCAAUCGUAAAAUUGUCAAGCGAAAAUAAUUACAGUCGUGACAUUUUCCAAUCACGGAGGCGCAUUAAAUCAGAACAGUCACCGCGAUGAGGAAUUGAAGGGUGAGAUGAAAUGAGAGAUUAGUCAAGACUGGACCUGUUCAUUGUGAACCUGUCCAGACAUCAAACAAGCCUGAAAUUUAACACACACUAGCUAUAUUGAUCGACACCCACACGCUGUCUGCACAUACGGCCCUGGGCUCCAUUUUACUUGAAAGAGUAAGAACUGAAAAGACCUUACCCAAAGAUUCUCGCUAAUAAUCGUAGCGAGGAUAACCCUUAGCUAGCGUAUGGCUGAAAUACGUUUAAAUCUUUCAUUCCAGCCACAAUGAACUGCUUGUUGAUGUCUUAAAGCACACAUUGAAGCAAAAGACACAACAGGCCUUUUGAUUCCUUUAGGGAAACGGUGUAAUACUGAAAG